Messenger RNA from Athalia rosae (coleseed sawfly), 1560 nucleotides. It is a transcript of the gene pths, whose product is annotated as probable ATP-dependent RNA helicase DDX47. The record is from RefSeq and is a predicted model, not a curated record. Bases 96 to 1460 code for a protein of 454 amino acids. The transcript is spliced from 8 exons. Gene Ontology annotation, molecular function: ATP binding; RNA helicase activity; nucleic acid binding. NCBI's taxonomy places the organism in Eukaryota, Metazoa, Arthropoda, Insecta, Hymenoptera, Athaliidae.
CUCAAAUAGAUAUAAUUUUUGGCAUAUGUAUAACCUGGAUAAUAUCAACAACACAUGUGCUGAGAUUUAAUUAACGACAAUAUCAAUUUCACGAAAUGGCAUCAACUUGUAAUGAGUCGAAUGAACCCGAAGAAAAUGUGGAAGAAGUAACGUGGAAAGAUUUGGGUAUCGUUGAUGCGCUUUGUCAAGCAUGCGAGGAAUUAAAAUGGAAAGCACCAUCAAAAAUUCAAAGAGAAGCCAUCCCUUUGACUCUACAAGGAAAGGAUGUAAUAGGAUUGGCUGAAACUGGUUCUGGCAAAACAGGAGCCUUUGCACUUCCGAUAUUACAGGCUCUGCUAGAAAAUCCUCAAAGAUAUUUUGCCCUCAUUUUAACACCAACAAGAGAACUCGCAUUCCAAAUUUCAGAACAAUUUGAGGCACUAGGUGCCAGUAUUGGAGUAAAAUGUGCAGUCAUAGUAGGUGGAAUGGAUAUGAUGUCUCAAGCUCUAACAUUAGCCAAAAAACCUCACAUUUUAAUUGCAACACCUGGAAGAUUGGUCGACCACCUUGAAAACACUAAAGGAUUUAAUUUACGUUCACUGAAAUUUCUGGUAAUGGAUGAAGCUGAUCGAAUAUUGAACAUGGAUUUUGAAGUUGAAGUUGAUAAAAUAUUAAGAGUUAUACCACGAGAGAGAAGAACACUACUGUUUUCUGCUACGAUGACAAAAAAAGUACAAAAACUUCAGCGCGCCUCUCUAAAGAAUCCCGUCAAGGUGGAGGUCUCAACGAAAUACCAAACCGUCGAAAAACUGCAACAAUAUUAUAUUUUCAUACCAGUGAAAUUCAAGGACGUGUACCUGGUUCACAUUUUAAAUGAAUUAGCAGGGAAUAGUUUCAUGAUUUUUUGUGGAACAUGCAACAACACCAUCAGAACGGCGCUUCUUCUAAGGAAUCUUGGAUUCAUGGCUGUUCCAUUACAUGGCCAAAUGUCACAAAAUAAACGUCUGGCUGCGCUCACCAAAUUCAAAGCUAAAAACAGAUCUGUAUUAAUUUCUACGGAUGUAGCCAGUCGAGGACUUGAUAUCCCUCAUGUGGAUAUAGUAAUAAAUUUCGAUAUACCGACGCACAGCAAAGACUAUAUUCAUCGGGUGGGAAGAACAGCUCGAGCCGGGCGUUCUGGCAGAUCGAUAACAUUUGUUACUCAAUAUGAUGUUGAAUUGUACCAGAGAAUAGAACAACUGAUAUCUAAAGAAUUGCCUCUUUACGAAACUCAGGAGGAUGAAGUUAUGGUGCUACAAGAGAGGGUAUCAGAAGCUCAGCGUAUAAUAAAAAUGGAAAUGAAGGACAUUGAAGACAACAAAAAAUCUGGUAAGGGUAAAAAGCGAAAGGGUGGCGGAGAUGAUGAAGACGAUACCGAACAAUCGAUGGGUGUCAGGAAACGAGUGAAAGGCAAAGGAUUCAAAGGCAAAAAGAAAGGAUAAGAUGCAAAUAACUCAUGUUGUAUAACUAAUCUGAAUGUUUUCGUACAUCGACCAAUAAAUAUUGGGCGUGUUGAAAUAAAAUGCCAAUUCUCUAAAUUGA